This is a messenger RNA of Cyphellophora attinorum, 2259 nucleotides long. Its product is annotated as Exodeoxyribonuclease 1. The transcript has 2 exons. The record is from RefSeq and is a predicted model, not a curated record. Gene Ontology annotation, biological process: DNA double-strand break processing; mismatch repair; DNA recombination. Gene Ontology annotation, cellular component: nucleus. Lineage: Eukaryota; Fungi; Ascomycota; Eurotiomycetes; Chaetothyriales; Cyphellophoraceae. Bases 1 to 2259 code for a protein of 752 amino acids. Gene Ontology annotation, molecular function: 5'-3' DNA exonuclease activity; 5'-flap endonuclease activity; metal ion binding.
AUGGGCAUCACGGGACUUCUGCCCCUCCUGAAAUCCAUACAAAAGCCAUGUACUCUGAAAAAGUUCGCCGGUCAGACCCUUGGGAUUGAUGCCUUUGGCUGGCUGCACAGAGGAUCGGCGGCGUGCGCUGUCGACCUCGCACUUGAUAAGCCAACGAAGAAGUAUGUCGAAUUUGCUGUCGGCAGGGUUCGCAUGCUUCUAGACUUCGGCAUUAUACCAUACCUUGUCUUCGAUGGCGAUAGUCUACCCAGCAAAGCCGGCACAAAUGCAGAGCGUCGAAAGCAGCGAGAAGAAGCCAAAGCAACAGGUCUCGCUCUUCUCCAGACUGGAAAGCAAUCCCAAGCAUAUCGAGAGCUGCAGAAAUCGGUUUCUGUAACACCAUACAUGGCGAAAGAAUUGAUCGAGGCAAUCAAGGCCAUGAAGGUCGAGGUUCGAUACGUCGUUGCCCCGUACGAGGCUGAUGCCCAACUUGUGUACCUCGAAUCGAAGGGCAUCAUCGAUGGCAUUCUCAGCGAGGAUUCGGACAUGCUAGUAUACGGCGCAAAGCGACUCAUAACGAAACUCAAUCAGUAUGCCGAGUGUGUCGAGAUCGAACGUUCAGAUUUCGCCUUAUGCAAAGAGAUCAGCUUGGCUGGCUGGACCGACACAAUGUUCCGAAGGAUGGCCAUUCUCAGCGGCUGCGAUUAUCUUCCCAAUAUCGGCAAGAUGGGCCUCAAGACAGCGUAUCGCUAUGUUCGAAAGUACAAAGACGUGGAGAAGGUCAUUCAGGUUCUUCGAUUUGAGAACAAGUUGUCCGUUCCUGCCGAUUAUCUCGAACGCUUCCGCGAUGCCGAGCUCACUUUCAGUCAUCACAGAGUCUUCUGUCCGGUGCAGAAGAAGAUGGUGUUCAUGCAGGAAUUACUGCCUGGCAUGAAGGAGGAACAAAUGUCUUUCCUUGGGCAAAGUGUGACUCCAGAUAUCGCAAUCGGAGUCGCCUGUGGAGACCUUCAUCCGAAGAGCAAAGAAGCGUAUCCCGAUACUCGUUCAUUACGGCCAUCACUGCGCGAGGUUCGACGCCAGACAGCUCCUACCCAGACUCUGAAGCCAACGAAGUCCAUCGAGUCAUUCUUCAAUAAGCGGGUGCCGCUAGCUGAAUUGGACCCGAACAGCCUCACUCCCUCGCCAUCUCAACAGAGGCUCCUCGCGCGGCAUCGCAAUGCUUCGUGGGACUCUCGACUAAUUUCGUCAGCUCCUCAACCACGGACGAACUCGGCAUCGAGCACUCAAGUCCGUCCCCUUCGCACUGAUCGCCAGUCAUUCCUUGCUAAAGCAUCGGCCGUGUCGUCGUACCAGCCACCUAAACGACCACGACUGUGUUCUGAAAACCAAGACUCUCCGCCUUCGAAAGGCAUCAAACAAAGCCCGUUCUUCGCCGCACAGGACACAACACCAAGUCCGUCCCUUCUCAAAGGGGCUCGCAAUAAGAAGCCAAAGCGGGGUGGGUUUGAGCUCUGGUCUGACGACUCUGUCGAUGACGUCUUGCUCGGCCUGCCUGAUGUUCAUGAGACUGCCAGCCCUGAGAAACUGGAGGAGCCACACAUUGUACCUGCAGAGUCAGACGAUAUCAAUAGCAGCAUCCCACAGUCGUCCCCAGUGUCCGCAUACUAUGACGCCGAUGGGGACAAGGUCGUUGCAACGCUUGGCGACCCCGCGGACACGAAAAAUGACCCUGACUCUGGCAGAGCCGAGCCGUUCGAGGAUAUCUUGGCCUCGCACAUUCAGAUUCAGCGAGAGCUCAAGACCUUUGCCUACCAGCCAUCCGUUCAACGAGAGCAAGCUCUGCGCACGCUAUCGCCAUCCAAGACACCCCAGCCAGAGACUCGAUUGUUCUUGGCAAUGACUCCAGCAGACCAGCGUGCGGCACUUGCCGCUCUGCCCAAUACGGGAUCAGUGAAAGAGCUGUGUACCUCCAUAAGCCUAACGGAAGACCGGGCUUCAAGCGACACAAAGGUUGUGGUCGCCAGCGCACAAAGGCUUCAUACCUCGAGCGACACGAAGAUUGUGCUCGCCAGCCCUCGAAAGUCUCCAAAACCGACUCCUGACAAUGCUGGUCAAUCAGAAAUUUCUUACCCGUCAUUAAAGGAGAUUGCCCAAGAGAUGCCACCCGUCACUGGUAGCGAGGAUGCCUUGAUCCCAAACAGCGAGGAUGAGAUCUCAGACGAUGAUGAUGGACCUCCAGCCACAAUGAACCUCCAUGCAUUUGCUUACGUGGGAUCCUGA